This is a messenger RNA of Quercus lobata, 1264 nucleotides long. RefSeq names its product nudix hydrolase 2-like. Lineage: Eukaryota; Viridiplantae; Streptophyta; Magnoliopsida; Fagales; Fagaceae. Gene Ontology annotation, molecular function: NAD binding; ADP-ribose diphosphatase activity; NADH pyrophosphatase activity. The transcript is spliced from 9 exons. The coding region runs from base 71 to 1087 and encodes 338 amino acids. The record is from RefSeq and is a predicted model, not a curated record.
UAUGUUGGAUUGAGUUUGAGUUUCACACCUUGUGUUUACAGUUAUUUCUUUUUCUAUAUAUAUUUUACUCAUGCAGAGGUCAAGAGCCUCGGCCUUCAAUUUGGUGUAUCCAUAUCUUUUACUUUUAGCUAACAAAACCCUUCAAACGUCUUCAUUUGCAGCAGCCCCUCCAGUUUCAAAGACGUCUUGUCUUGGAGAUAGAUUUUCAUUCCUGGUCAGAAACAGGACGAUUUCAACAAGUUCCAUAUCAAUAGAGAAACAAGUCCUAUGUCAACAAAGAGUUCAACAAGUCGAGCUACUAAGUUCUGUAAAUGAUUUAUAUGGAGGAGUUGUAGUGAACAUUGAUAAGCCAAUGGAUUCUGAGGCCUUUUCUCCUUUGCUUAGAGCUUCAAUGUCACACUGGAGGCAACAGCGGAACAGAGCUGUAUGGAUCAAAUUGCCCAUCGAACAUGUAAAUCUUGUUGAAGCUGCAGUUAAGGAAGGAUUUCGGUAUCACCAUGCCGAACCAGAUUAUUUAAUGCUUGUAUGUUGGCUUCCUAAAACUGCGAAUACUAUUCCUGCAAAUGCUUCACAUCGAGUGGGUGUUGGUGCUUUUGUUAUGAAUAGUAAGAGAGAGGUGCUUGUAGUUCAGGAGAAUAGUGGAUAUUUCAAAGGAACAGGCGUGUGGAAGCUUCCUACUGGGGUUGUUGAUGAAGGUGAGGAUAUUUGUACAGCUGCAGUUAGGGAAGUCAAAGAAGAGACAGGAAUUGACACGGAGUUUGUAGAAGUUUUAGCAUUCAGGCAAAGCCACAAGUCAUUCUUUGGCAAAUCAGAUUUGCUCUUUAUUUGCAUGUUAAAACCGUGUACCUUCCACAUUGAGAAGCAAAAUUUAGAGAUUGAAGCAGCACAGUGGAUGCCAAUUGAGGACUAUGCGGCCCAACCUUUUAACCAAAAACAAGAGCUCUUCAAUUAUGUUGCCAAAAUAUGCUUAUCAAAGUCAGAAAAGAACUAUGCUGGUUUCUCUCCAUUGGCUACAGCUACAGACUCUGGCGAAACAAGCUACCUCUACUUCAAUAGUCAAGAUAUGAAACACCUUGUCACUUCAUAAUCAAAUGUAAAAAGUCAUAUUUGAUGUGCACAAUACCAUGAUAGAAACCCUUGAAGGUUUAGUCAUACUGUAUAGAAUGUCAUACUUAGUGUACAAUUCUUAAUUGUGUAAUACCUAAAAUGUGGAUUUCUUUACAACAAAAUGAGUCAAUAAAGAUAUAAUUUGUUUUUAUUUUUA